AUGGACAGCUCCCAUCAGUAUGCAAACACGAUUGCAAAUACGGGAGAGGUCUUGCUGGUUGACGCAGGUGAUCAGAGCCCACCAGUGAAACCUGGAGAAAAACCUUCCGAAACCGGUGAAGUCCCCCAGCGCAAGGAGGUUUGUCAGUGGCCGUGCAGGUGCCCGCCGGUGCCGGCCUGCACUCCCGGGGUGAGCUUGGUGAAGGAUGGCUGCGGCUGCUGUAGGGUCUGUGCCAAGCAGGCAGGAGAGACCUGCAACGAAGCAGACAUCUGUGACCCCCACAAAGGCCUCUACUGCGACUACUCGGCCGACGAGCCUCGGUACGAAACAGGCGUGUGCGCGUAUCUGGUAGCUGUAGGAUGUGAGCUCAAUGGAGUUUAUUACCUUAACGGGCAGACCUUCCAACCUAACCCGCUGUACAAGUGCCUGUGUGUCAGUGGUGCAAUUGGAUGUACUCCUGUAUUCACCCCAAAACCAGCAGCAAGUCCCUGCACCAGGGUCACAGGCAGAAGGAAGCCCGGACAGUCCAUCUGUGGCCCAGGACAGCACAAGCAGCUUCAAUCAACAAACUACAGACUGAUGUCAGCUUACAGAAUCUUGCCCCUGGUUUUGAAGAAGAAGUGCCUGGUGCAGGCGACGCCCUGGACGCCCUGUUCCAGGACCUGCGGCAUCGGCAUCUCCAGCCGCGUGACCAACGACAACACCAAGUGUGAAAUGAAAAAAGAACAGAGAUUAUGCUUAAUCCAGCCUUGUCUCACCAAUAUCCCAAAGAUGAUAAAGAUUCCAAAAGGAAAAACAUGCCAACCGACCUUCCAGCUUCCUGCAGCAGAGAAACUCGUUUUCUCGGGAUGCUCAACUACCCAGAGCUACAGACUGACCUUCUGUGGGGUGUGCUUGGACAGGAGGUGCUGCGUACCUAAUAAGUCCAAAAUGAUCACCGUGCAGUUCCAGUGUCCCAAUGAAGGCUUCUUUAAGUGGAAGAUGAUGUGGAUAACGUCGUGUGUCUGUCAGAGGAUCUGCAGUGCUCCGGGAGAUAUAUUUUCUGAACUCAAAGUUCUAUGACAAGUGACACCACGGACUGUAAUGUACCGAAGGUGCAAAGAGCACAUUCCCCCCCCAGAGAGUCAGCGUAACCCCCUGCCACAGCAGUCUUCAGAGUGACACUACGUAGAUGAAUAUUCAUUUUUUAAAUAGCACCUGGAAAAUGCAAGGGAGAGCACAUCUUUUUAAAUGUAAUUGUUUUUAUGCCUAGAAAGACAUUCUUGAGAAGGAUGUAUUAUAACACUCCUAUUGUCAAAACAAGAACAUUCAGUAAUUAAAAGAGGCAUAGCCAGACAGCUGCACUGUAACUAAUUGUUGCCCACAAAAACAAAUACAUGUCAAUUCACAGAUGUUCUAACUAUCCAGUAAUACUUCAUCUAUCAUUCUAGAUUCUCAGAUGCACAUUUUCUCCUAUGUAUCUGCAAUAGUAAAACACAUCAAUGCUGCUUCAAACAGAAGUCAAUUUUAAGCUCAGAUUGCUUUUUGCAGCAGGUAAUCUUUCUCU
Molecule: messenger RNA, 1546 nt
Organism: Calidris pugnax (ruff)
Lineage: Eukaryota; Metazoa; Chordata; Aves; Charadriiformes; Scolopacidae
Gene: CCN6
Product: WNT1 inducible signaling pathway protein 3
Exons: 6
Coding region: 1-1062 (353 amino acids)
Biological process (GO): signal transduction; cell adhesion
Cellular component (GO): extracellular matrix; extracellular region
Molecular function (GO): heparin binding; integrin binding
Source: RefSeq, a predicted model, not a curated record